AUGUCUGGAACAGCAAUGACUAUUGGACCAGCGGUGGUUGGAUCAAUGAUCGCCAGCUACUUAUUUGGUUGCUCGACGAUGCAAACAUACACUUACUGUAAGCGCUUUCCAGGUGAUAGAAGAGCAUUUCAAAUUCUGGUGGCAGCCGUGACGAUACUGACAUUUGCACAUAUCAUCUGCACCUUGUAUUGGACAUGGACCCUGACUGUUACAGGCUGCGAGGAUCCUGAUGGUGUAACCAUAUUCUCCAGCUCUCGGGACGCAAAUCUCAUCCUGACGCCCCUGAUUAGCACUCUUGUUCAGAUGUUUUUCAUCUACAGAUUGUUCAAAUUAUCAGGAAGCAAAACGGUCGCCGCGUUUUGUGGCAUUCUCAGCAUGUUGAAUCUUACCGGCACUUUGGUGGAUGCAGUCGGGGCACUGAGCAUUUCCGCGAACAGAACGGCACAAAACGCACGAAAUUGGUUGACAAUCACGACUCUCGUUGCAGCCACUGUUUGCGAUCUGAUAACUACGAUUGGUCUGGUGUAUGUCCUGCAGCGUGAACGCAGACGGACCACAGUUCACCAAACACACAAUAUCGCUGACCGUCUAACUCUUUGGGCAAUUGAAACUGGUCUCGCCACUAGUAUGUCUGCUGUCUUAGUCCUUGUCUUCUUUUGUGUCAUGAGGAAUACUUUCUUCUGGGCUGCUAUUUACGACGUUCUGGCUGAUGUUUAUACAAAUUCACUCCUGGCAGCACUCAAUAGCCGUAAGACCACUCGCAUUCGGGACACUCGUGUCAUCGAGUUUUCCGCCGGUCGCGACACACCAUCUGACCCUGUCAGCGAAAAGCCGGAGAUUGUUAAUUAG
Molecule: messenger RNA, 849 nt
Organism: Suillus subalutaceus
Lineage: Eukaryota; Fungi; Basidiomycota; Agaricomycetes; Boletales; Suillaceae
Exons: 10
Coding region: 1-849 (282 amino acids)
Source: RefSeq, a predicted model, not a curated record